CUUGGCGACAAGAUGACUGGUCUCCAAGAGGAGAUCAAGGGCAAGGUUCUCCGCAAGCCCGACGUCGCUCAGCAUGGCCAUGAUCUGCGCACCGGAGAGCUGAAGCGCCGCCAGCGGGAGCAGGACUUCGUAAGUAAAGAAACAGGAGACGAGUCUAGUGCAGAUCGCGACACGCAGGAAACCAAUGAGCGCCCGCAGGAGCGCACGGGGUCGUCCACCCGGCUCGACGCGGGCCAGGAGAGGCAGCAGGCCGCGACGAUCUCGCCCGAGGGCACGGAAGAUGCCGAGCACCAACGGAAGGGCGGCAAUGUCGAGGAUCAGAAGAUGAUUGACUAA
Coniophora puteana RWD-64-598 SS2 is the source of this 336-nucleotide messenger RNA. RefSeq lists its product as uncharacterized. Lineage: Eukaryota; Fungi; Basidiomycota; Agaricomycetes; Boletales; Coniophoraceae. The record is from RefSeq and is a predicted model, not a curated record. The annotation marks the transcript as partial. The transcript has 2 exons.